CCACAGUCUGUCGUACUAACGUCUGUUUGUAGUGUGUGGGGGGAAGGCAACGAGGUGGGGCAGCGUUCCUGUGGUUGUCAUUCUAGGCAUUGCUUUCUUUACUGGUAACAUUUCUCCUGUAUAUCAAGAUGCAUUCGUAUUCCUGGAUAUUGCUGCUAUGGACGACCCUGGUGGUGUCCAAAGUGCUGGUCGUUGCACAGAUCUCCAACCCAGGUUAUGGGAGUCAGACCAGAGGACCGGGAGAUGCGGGUAAUGCUGGUCAGAGAGGUUCAUCGGGUCAACAAGACAGCAGUCCAGUUGUAGGUGGCGGUCCGGCCGUCGUCAGCGGUUCGCGUCUGGGUGCUGGAUUAGGCCUUGGCAGCAGUAAAGGAAUAAAUAUUAACCUCGGCCAAGGCAUCGGCGGCGGUCCAGCUAGUACUUCUGGGCAAAGAGUCACCGGCGGUGAGAGGGCUGCACAGGUCAGCAGCGGGCCUCGAGCUACCUCUGGCAGCAGCGGUCCGGCUUCUUACGCUGGGGCAAGGUAUGGCAGUCCUCAAGUGAGCAGAGUGGAUGCACUAUUUAACCCCACUGUCACCCAGCUCUUCACCGUCGACCGCUUCGUCACCCUCACUGAUCAGGCUUUCCAGAGUGUGGCUGUCACCCUCACUUCCCUCACAGUCCAGACUGUUACCACUGGAACACGCGGGGUGGUCCAGACGCCGGUGGAUGACCGCGUCGCCCUCCAGACAACGGUAGUUGUCAGACCUUCAACACUAACGGUCACGUACGUGCAGUCAGACUUCAGGAUUGUGACUGAAAGGUCUUUAGACUACGUGACCAUCGCUCACACCUCUUACGUCAUCAUGCAGACUACCUACACUACUACUGCUACCCAAGUGCUGUCGUACACGACAACGCUGGUGAGAACAAACAUCAAUACUAAGAGCACGGUGUUCACGGACUACCGCACAGUCACCGACACAGUCCUCGUCCCCGGAGCCCGCUACGGUUAUAGACAGCUCUAGCAAGUUCAUUAGUGUUAAGGGUUUAAAGAUCGUAAUAUUAAACAUGUAUAACAGUAUCGGUGUGUAUGGUCUAUUAAAACCUAAUAAAAG
Procambarus clarkii (red swamp crayfish) is the source of this 1094-nucleotide messenger RNA. RefSeq lists its product as uncharacterized. The record is from RefSeq and is a predicted model, not a curated record. NCBI's taxonomy places the organism in Eukaryota, Metazoa, Arthropoda, Malacostraca, Decapoda, Cambaridae.